ACACACUCGUAACCCUCGCAACAGGGUACAUAAUGUCCAUUAUGCUAAUCUAUUCUUGGCUCUGUUAGUCACUUGGCAGCAGACAGCAAUCUCAGAGCAAGCGUGAUUCUGUUUUGCUGAGAAAACUUUGCGCCCACCUUUCAAAGACUCCCUCCUCCUCCCCCCCUUCCUCACAUCAUCCAAAACCUGAUGCGAGAACUGAACCUUUGCAGAUUCAGUGGACGCAUGAGGCUUGCAUUAAGAAUACGCGGGAUUGCUUCCAUGUGUAUGUUUACACAGUAAGCCAAUCCCUUAUGAGCCUCUAAGCAAACGCUAUUCUGCUGGGACUACUAUUCCUGAUGUUUUUUCUUAGGCCCGCACAGGCAGCACCGCAGAAGAGCAGUGUGACUAGGGGAGAGACAGGAGUAAGCAGCAAAAUGGAUGCAUCUUCCAUCUAGCACUACACAGAAAGGAUUUCAUCAGCACAAUGAACUGGGGGAAAGGACACUCUUCUGACUUGAAGACCCGGAUAGGCUGCACUGCAUAUAUCCAGCAUCUAAGAGUUCAAGGACAGAGACUUGACUUCUGAGCUGCAAGAAAACAUACCACUGUGCCGAGAAGCGUAGGAUGUUACAACGAAGUCAAGUUUGUGUAAGACCACGUUCAGAAAGGUACAACUGAACGCUGUUUCACUGAACAAUGGUCAGAACAAAACAACUGGAGUGCAAAAGAUGAACCUACUUGAGACAGCAAAAUCAGGCUUUUUUAUAUGCAUCGUGGGUUGCAUUAUCAUCUUUGCUUUCGUCUACGUAAGGAAUACAAUCCCUAAGGAAGGCGAUGAGCAAAAACUCCUCCCGGAAUUAGCAGAGUGUGGCGAUUACCCCGAUGAGCUUUGCUCGGCCCUCUUUGAUGGGAAAGAUGCUGCUCCUCAAAUUGGCCACCUGUGCCAGCAGGUUAUCCGCAGGCAAGAAAUGUCUACCUGCAUACAGACGCCUUGCAACUGCUCAACACUUCAGAAGAGACUCCACUUCAUUACAAGUCCUCUGUCAGAAGAAGAAGGCAACUUCUCCUUGGCGUACAUCAUCACCAUUCACAAGGAGCUGGACAUGUUUAUAAAAUUACUCAGAGCCAUUUAUGUGCCUCAGAAUGUUUACUGUAUACACAUUGACAAAAAAUCAUCAAAGGAUUACAAGUCGGCUGUGCAAACCCUGGUUAACUGCUUUGAAAAUAUUUUUAUCGCUUCGAGGACAGAGAAUGUUGUCUAUGCAGGAUUUUCCAGAUUACAAGCCGAUAUCAACUGUAUGAAGGACUUGAUUCAUUCAAAAAAUCAAUGGAAUUAUGUUAUUAAUCUUUGUGGCCAGGAUUAUCCCAUCAAGACUAACAAGGAACUUAUGCAGUACAUCAAAAGCAAAUGGAAUGGUAAAAAUAUGACCCCAGGAAUUGUUCAACCACCUCAUAUGAAACACCGGACACAUGUGAGUUACAAAGAAUAUGUACAUUCAGAAAAAUCUUAUGUUUAUCCAACGAAGAAUGUGAAAAGUGAACCUCCCCAUAAUUUGACUAUUUAUUUUGGGGGUGCUUACUAUGUACUCACAAGAGGAUUUGUAGAGUUUAUACUGACAGACACACGUGCAAAAGAUUUGCUUGAAUGGUCAAGGGAUACCUAUAGUCCGGAUGAGCACUACUGGGUCACCCUCAACCGCCUACCAGAUGCUCCAGGUGCAACACCAGAUGCACAGUGGGAAGGAAACAUACGUGCUAUCAAGUGGAGAGAUCAAGAAGGGAAAACCCACAAUGGCUGCAAAGGCCAUUAUGUCAGAGACAUUUGUGUGUAUGGUCUUGGGGACUUAAAGUGGAUCCAUGAAUCUCCCUACUUGUUCGCCAACAAAUUUGAGCCGGCAACCUAUCCACUUGUGAUGGAAUGCAUGGAGAGGCAUUAUAGGCGUAAGGUACUCCAGCAGGCGGAAGUCCCACUGGAAGCACACUGGUAUUUGCAAGAACAUACAUUUCAACGUGAAGCAGAACAACUGAAAUAACCAUUGCAAAUAUUUGGAGGACAAAGCAGAAGAAAAGAAGAAGUGCUU
Molecule: messenger RNA, 2063 nt
Organism: Lacerta agilis (Sand lizard)
Lineage: Eukaryota; Metazoa; Chordata; Lepidosauria; Squamata; Lacertidae
Product: beta-1,3-galactosyl-O-glycosyl-glycoprotein beta-1,6-N-acetylglucosaminyltransferase 7-like
Exons: 5
Coding region: 711-2015 (434 amino acids)
Cellular component (GO): membrane
Molecular function (GO): acetylglucosaminyltransferase activity
Source: RefSeq, a predicted model, not a curated record